Molecule: messenger RNA, 2187 nt
Organism: Hemicordylus capensis (graceful crag lizard)
Lineage: Eukaryota; Metazoa; Chordata; Lepidosauria; Squamata; Cordylidae
Exons: 2
Coding region: 659-1735 (358 amino acids)
Source: RefSeq, a predicted model, not a curated record
GGCCUCUCAGUCGGCUGUUUGUUUCCGAUUAGGAAGGAGCUCAGUCCGGGAGCUCCUUCCUCGAAGGCCUUAGUUGGGGGGGUGCGCCCGACAAGCGGGCGAGGCGGCAUUCGGCGGCGUUCCGUCGAGGGGGCCAUAGUGUCAGCGGUGGCCCCGCUGGUAGGGGGGUACUCCCGGGACUGCUCCCGGCUGGGUUGCAGCUGCAGCAGCAGCGUCUUUGGGCCUCUUCAGCGCGGCGUCGGCACUCGGCUUCCUGGGCGUGGUUCUCCUUCUGGGCGUUUGCCCUUUUGGUUUGUGGGGUAUUUGGGGGGUUUCCAUCAGCCUGGGUGGCUGGGCAGCGGCCCCUUUUCCGUUCCCUGGAGCACUACUUUUGAUGCCAACAUUCUUUUAUUUGUUUGGUGGGUAGCAGGUGGGUGUUUGUGCUCAUCGGUGCCCUGGUGGGCCUGGCCUGGUUGAGAGUCAAAAGGCCUUUUCAAGCCUUCUCCUUGGGUGGGGGGCUCUGGUGCUUUCCUGGAUAGGAUUGAGUAUUGUUUUUGAUUCAGGACAAGGGCUUGGCUUUUGUUCUAUAUCCUUGCUACCUUCAUUCUGUGUGUGGUUGGCGCUUUUUUUUUUUUUUUUUCCUCCAACCCCUUUUGGAAUCCCACUAUUUGGAGGCAGUAUGCCGGGGAAGGCCAAGGGCAAGAAAGGGGGGCGCCCUGUUAAGCAGCCCAAGAGGCCUGCUCCCCCGCAGUCCUCCUCCUCGGAGGAGGAUGAGGAGAUGACUCUGAUACGGGGGUUAAUUAAUAGGAUGGAAGCUUUAGAGAAAGCAAAAGCAGCCCCCUCCGACAAAGGUGCGGGUCCUUCAGGUGUGUGGGGGGUGCCUCCUCCUAAGGUCCCUCGGAGGACCAGGGGUUCUGUGAAAAGCCAGCUGCUAACUUCUCUCUCUAGUAGGCUGGCUGCGCUGGAAGAAGGGCUGAACCCUGCUGGACCGGGCCCUUCUGCUCCUGCGUUACCGCUUCCUGAACCUGAGUCUCCAGUUCCGGAGUCGCCUUCACCAUUGCUACCUCCGCCUGCGGCACCAGUUGUUCAGCCUCCAGUGGAUACGGCUACUCCUUUGGCCCAGGGUGCUGGCGGGGCGGCGGUCCCGGUCCGAGUCCUGAUGCGUGGCCAUUCGUUGGUCUUCUGGGCUUUCAAGCGGGCCAGCACCACCCGCUGGGGAUCCCAGUUGGGUUUAGGAAGCAAGGCUUCAGUUUAUUGGUUGGGCAUGAGGGGCAUGCUCUGGAAUCAGUUGCUUCCAGCAUUGAGGGAGCAUUUAGAUAGGUUUCCCAUUCCCGACAUCCUGGUUCUUCAUUUAGGGGAGAAUGAUUUGGGCCGGCGGCCUGGCCUCGCCAUCCUUCAGCAAGCCUCCUCGGAUUUGUCUAUUUUGCGCAGCUGGAUGCCUGGCGUGCGCAUAAUAUGGGUUAAUUGGCUCCAGCGCAGGGUGUGGCGGGGUGCUCAUUCUUGCCUUAGCUUGGAAAAGGCACGCAGGAAGAUUUCAGCCGCAAUAGGUAAAGUGGUUUUGGCGGCCGGGGGGUCUGUGGUGCGGCAGCCAGAUAUAGCUGCUCGCUUUCCCGAGUUAUUCCGCCCUGACGGGGUCCACCUGUCUGAGAAAGGUUGUGAUUUGUAUCUGCAUAAUAUCCGGGAAGUGCUUGCUGAAGGUUUGGAGGGGGUGGGGCAGGAAGGUCAAGCGAGGGCUAACCUUCCUGGGUGGCGGUAACAGUGCGGGCUGUGGGUAAGGAGGUCUAGAUUUCGGUGAGCACCCUUGGACAUUUUAAGGUGGAUUGGUCAAUUGCUUCCUUGUGGCCUGUGCGGCACGGGAAGAAUUACAUUGCCAAGAAACCUGCUUCAGGACUUCACCUACCUUUGGGCUGUGCGGUCCGGGGAGGUAAAGAUCUGAAGCUGUCCAGAUCCCCUCUUCUAAAAGGGGUGGUUGGCUUUGAAGGAAUUGGGCGGGAGCUACCUGCCUCUUUCCUGAGCCAGGGUGUGUCGCCCUUGCAGGCGAUGGGUAGGACGUUUUGAAUCCUAGCCCACGCCUAGGUGCCCGCACUGUUUUUAUGUUGGUGAUUAAUCACCUUGUUUCCAGUCCGCCACAAAUGUUGUUAUAUUAAUAAAGCGUGGCCCGUUUCUCCCAUUAAAAAAUGUCUCUGUGUCUUCUUGGGCUGGGGUCUG